Molecule: messenger RNA, 3027 nt
Organism: Hypoxylon trugodes
Lineage: Eukaryota; Fungi; Ascomycota; Sordariomycetes; Xylariales; Hypoxylaceae
Product: PLC-like phosphodiesterase
Exons: 2
Coding region: 1-3027 (1008 amino acids)
Biological process (GO): lipid metabolic process; phosphatidylinositol-mediated signaling
Molecular function (GO): calcium ion binding; phosphatidylinositol-4,5-bisphosphate phospholipase C activity
Source: RefSeq, a predicted model, not a curated record
AUGGCAGAGGCAUUGAGCAGUAGCCACUCUUCGGGUGGUAAGGGCUUGAUAAGACGGCUUUCCAACCGUGCCUCCAAGUUUGCUAGCAGGACUCGGCGGCAGUCGGCAGCAACACCUAUGAACCGGGAGGGGAGCGUAGGUCCGGGCGUUAUCAGACGAAGAAGUGAUAGCACGAACACAGCACCCGCCGCGGAUAAUGUUCUGCUAACGGAUUCCGACGAGGAAUACCAUGAUGAGUUCUACGAGCACAAUUCUAUAUUCGGCGCUGAGAGCAUGGCACGAGACUUUUCUUCAGGUAGCGGUGCCCCGUCAUUAUCGGGAUCUAUAUCGAUUGCGGACGUGCCUACCGGCCCAGUUAUCCCUAUGGCUCUAGUCAAGGGAACCCAUCUACUUAAGGUAUCCAAGAAGAACAAGGUUAAGCGCUUGCUCUUCGUACUCCAAGCAGACGCCGGCAAGGUUACUUGGUGGAAGGGCCGUUCUACUAAGAUAGGAUCCGACAUCCGCCAGUAUCGCAUCGACUAUGGUGUUCCCGAGAACGACGAGGGGCGCUUCUUCACCAUCUUCUACACCGUUGCUGACAAGUCCAGGAGCAAGACAAUGCACUUAAUUGCGGAGGAUGAGGAAACAUUCGCACACUGGGUCAAUGCUUUAGAUUCUAUAGCGAAGCAUCGGGAGGUGCACAUGGCCUCACUAAUGGCGUUCAACGACAGUGCUAUCCGAGCGUAUUGGAACGGCGAGAUGACGAAACAGUUCGAAAACAGGGAACACUCCCCCUCCCAGGAAGAAAUGGAUUUCCCCGGCGUUGAACGAGUUUGCCGCAACCUUCACAUUCACAUGGCUCGGAGCGAGCUACUGGCCAAAUUCGCUAUUGCCGACACUACCAGGUCUGGUCGGCUAAAUUUCUCUGAAUUCAAACUCUUCGUUCGCGAGAUGAAAAGGAGGGAAGACAUUCGUCUUCUAUACAUCAGACUCGCCUCGAAUUCGGAGAGGGGUAUCACUCUGUCAGAAUUCAUGCAGUUCCUGCGAGACGAACAAGGCGAAGAUGUUGAUAACAACCCCAGCCAGUGGGAAGCAAAAUUCAUUCGUUACGCUAUUCGUGGCAGUAAACACAGAACAGACUUUGGUUUAUUGCAACGCUUGGACAAGGACUCGAUUGCUAUGAGCGAACAAGGGCUUGUAGCUUAUCUUACAUCGAAAGAUAACUUCCCACUUGUGCGCGCACCGACUGAGUACACACUUGACCGACCCGUCAACGAAUAUUUCAUAUCCAGUUCGCAUAACACCUACCUAGUCGGUCGUCAAGUCGCAGAUAUUGCCUCUAUUGAGGGCUACAUUUCAACCCUUGUCCGAGGCUGUCGUAGUGUGGAAAUUGACUGCUGGGAUGGUUCUGACAACGAGCCCGUCGUUAAGCACGGCUAUGCGAUGACCAACGCCAUCUCCUUCCGCGAGGUAAUCAAUACUAUCAACAAAUACGCCUUUGUCGCAAGUCCUUACCCCCUAUGGGUUUCGCUCGAGGUUCACUGCAACGCCCCGCAACAGGAAGUCAUGGCCAGCAUCAUGAAAGAAAUCUUCGGAAGCCGUCUGGUCACUGAGUCACUCGACCCGUCCGCGACUAAACUCCCAAGCCCCACAGAUUUGAAGAAUCGAAUUUUAAUCAAGGUGAAAGGGACGCAUCAAAAUCCUGAGCCCCAACGCAACCCCAGUGAGCAUGCGACAGGUCGUCGACGUGGCAACAGCCUGACUUCCCCUUUCUCAAAGCCCGUAGCCAACGACAGUGUACCCAUUCCCAAUCAGUUCUUGUCAAGCCCACUACUUGGUCCUGCCGCCCAAACUGCUCGACGCAACGCCGCACCAAAGCGUGUAGACACUAUCAACGAAGGUGAGGUGCACGACACUGUUAGUAGCAGCACGAGUGAAUGUGAUAGCGAGGAGGAGAAGCGAGGAAAGCGUAGGACCAGCAAGAUUGUUAAGAACUUGGGCGAACUCGGUGUCUAUUGCAGUGGAGUCAAAUUCCACGGCUUCGAAUCAGCGGACUGCAAGAAGAGCAACCAUAUCCUGUCCUUUAUGGAAGGUACAUUCAGGAAGCACUCCAAAGCACCGGACUCGAAGUUGGCCUUGGCCCGUCACAACAUGCGUUACAUGAUGCGCGUUUAUCCUCAAUACUCUCGCCUCGCUUCGGACAACUUCAACCCUCUGAUGUAUUGGCGAAGGGGUGUACAGAUGGCUGCGCUCAACUGGCAGACUUUUGACCUUGGUAUGCAAUUGAACCAAGCCAUGUUCGAUGGAAACACCGAUGUAUCCGGAUAUGUCCUUAAGCCCGAAUCGAUGCGCGAGAUACGCAUUCUUCACGACGGCCUACCUGUGGAAGCUAUUGGUAAAUUGGAACGCCAGAACAUGUCAUUUGACAUCAACAUCAUUUCGGCGCAGCAACUUAUCCGUCCGUCGUCCUUGCCUUCCAGUCGCACUCUUGACCCGUACGUAGAGGUCGAGAUCUUCCACACGAACGACAAGCGCGAUAAGCACGACAGCAUGGCCGGAAUCCCCGUCCUUACGGAUACUCCACUUAAGACAUCCACGUCAGUCGUCAGGGAGAACGGCUUCAACCCAGUCUUUAACCACAAGGCUCACUUCAACGUCACGACUAAACACCCCGAAUUAGUCUUCGUCAGGUUCAGCAUCAAACUUUCUAAUGAUGGCGAGAAUUCUUCUGGGCGAAACGCUACGAUUGCGACUUACAUGGCCAAGCUUAGCGCCCUAAAGCAAGGCUAUCGAACCUUGCCAUUGCUGGAUUCCAAUGGCGACCAGUAUCUUUUCUCGACUCUAUUUUGUCACAUCAAAGUCGACCCUACGACCAGCGUUUACGUGCCUAAGCCACUCCAGACCAACGGCGGCGAGGCCGCUGUAAGCAGCAAAAUCAAACACAUUGGUCGGAAUGUGUUCAAUCGGUCCUCGGCCAAUAGUACUAAGUCGAGCUUCGACAAGAGCAGCGUGGACGGCUCUGAUACUUCACAACAGCCCUUAUUUUGA